UUCAACCAUGCGUGCUGCAAGUAUUCUAUAUUUCGCUCUAUCGGCUGGUGUUGCAUUCGCUCACGACGUGGACUAUUGCGAGCAACUGUGCCAAAGCAUCGAUUCCUGUGAGUCUUCUAAGCAAGGUUCCUAUUGCAAGAGUGAUGGAUCGUGCUUUGGUAUGUAUCAUGAUGGUUUUGGUUAUGAAUACCAACCAGCAAAUGCAGCUGGUAUGGAACCUGUGUAUUGCCCUAUGGUUGAGCAUGCACCUGGCAAGGUUCUCAUCAUCUACACUGGUGGUACUAUAGGCAUGCAGCCUUACCCUAAUGGUACACUACAUCCAGUACCGGGAUACCUUACUGAUCAGAUCAACAAUAUGGAGGAGUUACAGCAGCCUGGCAUGCCUGAGUUUACUGUCCUCGAGUAUGAAAAUUUGAUUGAUAGUUCCGAUGCUACUCCUGAGAAUUGGGUCACUAUGGCUAAGACUAUCGAAGAUAACUAUGAUGAUUAUGAUGGUUUUGUUAUUCUGCACGGCACGGACUCGAUGGCCUACACUACGAGCGCAUUGUCUCUCAUGCUUGAAAAUCUGUCGAAGAGUGUUGUUGUCACUGGUUCCAUCUUACCAUUUAUUGAUCCUCACAGCGAUGCCAAGAGGAACAUCGUCGUUUCCGUUAUGUUCGCUGGUAAAUAUACGAUACCAGAAGUGUGCCUCUUCUUCGACACAGUUCUCUUGAGGGGCAAUAGGGCUACUAAGGUUGAUGCUAGUGCUAUCGAGGCCUUCGGUUCGCCCAAGGAACGUCCUCUUGCCACCAUCGGUGUUGGUAUUGACUUCAGUAAGGAUCUCCUUCUUCCUGCACCAUCAGCUCCUCUCACCGUACAGACAACAAUGGCGGACUCUAUCCUCGCUGUGCGCAUGAUUCCUGGUUUGUCCAGCUUACUCUCCCUUGAUGUUAACGACAUAAAUGGUGUUGUUCUUCUGCUGUACGGCACCGGCAAUGCUCCUUCUAACGCGAACUUCCUCUCAUGGUUGCAAAAGUUGGAUGAUGGGCAAAUCCCCGUGGUUGUGGUAUCCCAAGUUCUUAAGGGUGUUGUUAGCCUCGGUGACUAUGCUGCAGGCUCUCAGCUACUCCGUUAUGGUGUCAUCAGCGGUGGUGACAUGACUCCUGAGGCUGCUGUUGCCAAGCUCAGCUAUUUACUGGGCAAGGGAUACACCAUUGAUGAGAUCAAGAGCGAGUUUGGUAUGAACUUGGAAGGCGAGAUUACUGUGAACGAAGUUUCACAAGGGAAUCCUUUCGAUCCUGUUAACGACUCGGCCACUGAACUUCUCAGUAUUGAAGAACCCAAGAUGAUUGUCGUCUAAUCCACAGACGUUCAUGAUAUGUUUAUUUUUUGUAAUUACUGUAUAACUAGCUAUGUUGAACCUAACCACUGAGCCGGUUGUGGCAUUCAGUAUCUCGCUCUUCAAUUUUACCCAAAUCCACUAUUGAAUGCGUUUAGCAUUGUUGUGGAGUUCUUCU
This is a messenger RNA of Perkinsus marinus ATCC 50983, 1496 nucleotides long. RefSeq names its product L-asparaginase, putative. The transcript has 8 exons. Bases 8 to 1339 code for a protein of 443 amino acids. NCBI's taxonomy places the organism in Eukaryota, Perkinsozoa, Perkinsida, Perkinsidae. The record is from RefSeq and is a predicted model, not a curated record. Gene Ontology annotation, molecular function: asparaginase activity. Gene Ontology annotation, biological process: amino acid metabolic process.